Messenger RNA from Cladophialophora immunda, 3495 nucleotides. Its product is annotated as carbamoyl-phosphate synthase arginine-specific large chain. The transcript has 4 exons. The coding region runs from base 1 to 3495 and encodes 1164 amino acids. The record is from RefSeq and is a predicted model, not a curated record. Gene Ontology annotation, biological process: UTP biosynthetic process; L-citrulline biosynthetic process; 'de novo' pyrimidine nucleobase biosynthetic process. NCBI's taxonomy places the organism in Eukaryota, Fungi, Ascomycota, Eurotiomycetes, Chaetothyriales, Herpotrichiellaceae. Gene Ontology annotation, molecular function: metal ion binding; ATP binding; dihydroorotase activity. Gene Ontology annotation, cellular component: cytoplasm; cytosol.
AUGGCCUCGACCGCGCGAGCUCUUCGCCAGGCCAGCGGCAUUCUGCUGCGCGACUGCGCUCCUGUCCCCCGACUCUCUGCACGACCGUUUUCUACUCGAGCGCCCUCACUCGCUGUUCGACAGCAUCUGGUCAACUCCAAAACUCCCUCAUGGCAGCAAGUCAAGAGAUUCACAAGGUCUACAAAACGACGAGCCCUAGUCCAAGAGGCACCCCGCCCAGAGGCUUACUUGGAAAGCGGUGCCAUCGAGUAUGGGAAGAAUCUGGUCGACGUCAAGAAGGUCAUAGUCAUUGGAAGUGGUGGUUUGAGCAUAGGACAGGCUGGAGAGUUUGACUAUUCUGGGUCCCAAGCGCUGAAAGCACUCAAAGAAGCUGGCGUUAAAUCCAUCCUCAUUAAUCCUAAUAUUGCGACCAUUCAAACCGAUCACAAGCUCGCCGACGAGGUCUACUACCUUCCAGUCACUCCUGAAUAUGUCACCUACGUUAUCGAGAGAGAGAAACCGGAUGGCAUUCUGCUCACGUUUGGUGGCCAGACAGGCCUCAAUUUGGGUGUCCAAAUGAACAAGAUGGGCAUAUUUGAUCGAUAUGGCGUCAAGGUGCUCGGAACCAGCAUCAAGACUCUCGAGACCAGCGAAGACCGGGACUUGUUUGCCAAAGCUCUUAACGAGAUUAAUAUCCCCAUUGCUCAGUCCAUCGCCGUUGGCACUGUCGAGGAAGCCCUUGACGCUGCCGAGAAGGUCGGAUACCCCAUCAUCGUUCGCUCAGCCUAUGCACUUGGUGGUCUGGGAUCAGGUUUUGCCAACAACCCCGAGGAGCUCAGCAAUUUGUCUUCCCGAUCGCUCUCUCUAUCACCUCAGAUCUUGGUCGAGAAGUCUUUGAAAGGCUGGAAGGAAGUCGAGUAUGAAGUGGUCCGCGAUGCUGAGGACAAUUGUAUUACUGUCUGCAACAUGGAAAACUUUGACCCCCUUGGCAUUCACACCGGAGACAGCAUCGUGGUCGCCCCGAGCCAGACCCUAAGUGAUGAAGAGUAUCACAUGCUACGGACAGCGGCCAUCAAGAUCGUCCGCCAUCUAGGAGUGGUUGGUGAAUGUAACGUUCAAUACGCACUCCAACCCGACGGUCUCGACUACCGUGUCAUUGAAGUCAACGCUCGUCUUUCCCGCUCAUCAGCGCUCGCAUCCAAAGCAACCGGCUAUCCUCUGGCUUAUACAGCUGCAAAGAUCGGCCUGGGUCACACCCUUCCGGAGCUGCCCAACGCCGUCACCAAGACAACCACCGCCAACUUCGAGCCGAGUUUGGACUAUAUCGUGGUCAAGAUUCCUCGUUGGGAUCUGUCAAAGUUCCAGCACGUGAAGCGUGACAUUGGAAGUGCCAUGAAAUCUGUAGGAGAAGUUAUGGCCAUCGGUCGCACAUUUGAAGAGUCGUUUCAGAAAGCGAUCCGGCAGGUCGAUCCCCGGUACGUGGGAUUCCAAGGCGACAAGUUUGACAAUCUGGACGACGUCCUUCGCAAUCCCACUGACCGAAGGUGGCUGGCCGUUGGGCAAGCCAUGAUCCACGAGAACUACUCGGUGGACAAGAUUCAUGACCUGACCAAGAUUGAUAAGUGGUUCCUCCACAAGCUGCAGAACCUCAAAGACACAAUGACAGAAAUCCAAGAGAUCGGCUCUCUGAACGGCAUCAAGCACGAGCUGAUGUUGAAGGCGAAGAAGCAAGGAUUUUCCGACAAGCAGAUCGCCAUGUACGUCAAGUCUACCGAAGGAGAAGUCCGAGUUCGUCGACAGAAAUUCGGCAUUCGACCUUGGGUGAAGAAGAUUGAUACGCUUGCAGCCGAGUUUCCUGCCGACACCAACUAUUUGUACACCACAUACAACGCCUCGUCUCACGACGUCACAUUUGAAGACAAAGGGACCAUCAUUCUUGGAUCUGGCGUUUACCGAAUUGGAUCGUCUGUUGAAUUCGAUUGGUGCGCCGUGAAUGCCACACUGUCUCUUCGCAGUAUGGGCCAGAAGACAGUGAUGAUCAACUACAAUCCGGAGACUUACAGCACCGAUUUUGACACCGCGGACAAGCUUUACUUCGAAGAGCUGUCGUACGAACGAGUCAUGGAUAUCUACGAGCUCGAGAGUGCUUCGGGCGUUGUCGUCAGCGUGGGUGGCCAGCUUCCGCAAAACAUAGCGUUGCGGCUACAGGAAGAAGGGAAAGCACACGUGCUCGGCACCAACCCAGUCGACAUUGACAGAGCCGAAGACCGUCAUAAGUUCUCGCAGAUUCUGGACUCGAUUGGUGUGGAUCAACCAGCAUGGAAAGAGUUGACCUCUGUGGCAGAUGCCGAGUCUUUCGCUGACUCGGUGGGUUAUCCUGUCCUCGUGCGCCCGUCGUAUGUUCUUUCCGGAGCCGCCAUGUCCGUCAUCUAUACGCACGAAGAGCUGAAAGAUAAACUGGAAUCGGCGUCGGCGGUUUCCCCCGACCAUCCGGUUGUGAUUACAAAGUUUAUCGAAGGCGCUCAGGAAAUUGACGUUGACGCUGUGGCAUCAAAAGGAGAGUUGAUUCUGCACGCUGUAUCUGAACACGUCGAAGCCGCAGGUGUCCACUCUGGAGAUGCCACUCUGGUUCUCCCACCAGCCAAUCUUGACGAGAAUGUGAUGGCUCGUGUCAAGGAGAUUGCGCAGAAAGUCGCCAAAGCUUGGAACAUCACUGGGCCUUUCAACAUGCAAAUCAUCAAGGCUGAUGCACCCGGUGAAGAACCUGCGCUCAAGGUCAUUGAGUGCAAUCUUCGUGCUUCGCGGUCGUUCCCUUUUGUCAGCAAAGUGCUCGGGACCAACUUUAUUGACGUUGCAACCAAAGCAUUGGUGGGUCAGAAUGUCCCCGAGCCUCGAGAUCUCAUGGCCGAAAAGCGCGAUUACCUGGCCACCAAAGUUCCGCAAUUUUCCUGGACUCGGUUGGCGGGAGCUGAUCCUUUCCUGGGCGUUGAGAUGAGCAGCACCGGUGAGAUUGCGUGCUUUGGGAAAGACUUGAUCGAGGCGUAUUGGGCAUCGCUCCAGUCAACCAUGAACUUCCGGAUGCCUGAACCUGGAGAGGGAAUCCUGCUUGGUGGAUCCACUGAGCUUCCGGAACUUCCCAAGAUUGUGGAAUAUCUUCAACCAUUGGGUUACAAGUUCUAUGCCGCGAGCCAGGACGUGAAGGAUCAUUUGGAGAAGUCUGGCGCAACGAUUGAGGUGAUUGAGUUCCCUACGACGGACAAGAACGCGCUUCGACAGGUGUUUCAGAAGUACGAUAUCAGGGGAGUCUUCAACCUGGCAAAGACUCGAGGUAAGACACUGGUGGACGAAGAUUAUGUGAUGAGAAGGAACGCUGUGGACUUUGGUGUCCCUCUGUUCAUGGAGCCCAAGACUGCAUUGCUGUUUGCUCAGUGCAUGAAUGCGAAACUUCCUCGACAGGAAGGAAUUCCUCCUGAGGUCAAGAGCUGGAGCGAAUUUGCUGGUUCGAAGAUGAUGUAA